This is a messenger RNA of Anolis sagrei ordinatus, 562 nucleotides long. It is a transcript of the gene C10HXorf65, whose product is annotated as chromosome 10 CXorf65 homolog. NCBI's taxonomy places the organism in Eukaryota, Metazoa, Chordata, Lepidosauria, Squamata, Anolidae. The record is from RefSeq and is a predicted model, not a curated record.
AUGUUUAUCUGCGUUAAAUAUGGAGACAACCGGCAGUUCCUCGCCAACAUCAACUGCUCCGUUUUGCUCCUCUCGCAUUACCUGCGCGACAAAGUGGGGUUGCAGAGGACAGACCCCAUUGACUUAUGUGAAGAAAACGGGACCCUCAAGCUCCUUUUCCUAGUCAAGAUCCCAGAAGACAAUGCCAGCAAGUUCCUAACUCCUAGGGCAACCUACUACAUCUGCAAGUUGGAAAAGGGGCUCCCUGGGACCAAGCAUGAAAACGGCUACCGGGCCUUUCUGCCUGUAUUCAGACACCCACCCCUGGAGCUGAUGGAGUCCUUGCGCAACCAGUGCGACUUCCUGGAGAAGACCCGCCUCCGGAUGCUCAAGAGCCAAGAUGGCAGGAAGCCCACCAUGGAGUCGCUCCUGAUUUCCAUGCAAAACCACCUGAUGGGCAAAAGUGCUGGGAAGACUGGCUCGACUGCCACCUCCAACCUGGAUGAGGAGGGCACUCCCCGCAAAGCCACCACAAGCGCCAAGACCAGGAUGGAGUCCGGCCGGAAAGAGAAGCACCGAUGAA